AACCAGCCCCAAGAUAAAAGGCUGAGUUGCAGAGGAGCCAGGAGAGCAGUGGGUAGAGAGAAGGUGGGACAGGAGCUCAGGCAGCUAGGAUUGUUUCAGCACCGGCCACCCUUCCUUCGAUAUGGGUCCCCAGACAGCCCUGCCUCGCACGAUUCUGCUCCUGCUUUUCCUGUACUUAUCCGAGGGAGGUCGAUCCCACCCUCUGGGCAGGCCCGACCAGGCUUCGGACCAAUCGGGAAUACAGGUCUCGGAGACACAGCCAGAGCACGUGACUCCGGAGCCACGCCAGCAGGGCAGAUUGCCCACAGAAGCCUGGAAGGCCAAGAAAGCAGCCCCCAAGAGCACCCUCCAGGCCUUUAGGGGAGUCCAAAUGCCCAAGGUGAAGCAAGAUUCCAGUUGCUUUGGGAGGACAAGGAUGGACCGGAUCGAUUCCGUCAGUGGCCUGGGCUGCAAGGUGCUGAGGCGGCCUUAGGAAGAAGCCCAGGCUACAGACAUCUGCUUCUGAUACCACGAGGGCUCCGACCCCAACCUCCUGACCUUCCUUGAUUGACUCCUAUUUAUUAAUUUAUUUUGAUUUAUAUAUUUGAUUAUUUUCUAUAAGAUGGCUUCUUACCUUUGAGCAAAUACUUCCCACAAUGAAAUAAAAUCAACAGUACAGCA
This is a messenger RNA of Chinchilla lanigera (long-tailed chinchilla), 660 nucleotides long. It is a transcript of the gene Nppb, whose product is annotated as natriuretic peptide B. Gene Ontology annotation, biological process: cGMP biosynthetic process; neuropeptide signaling pathway; receptor guanylyl cyclase signaling pathway. The transcript has 3 exons. Gene Ontology annotation, cellular component: extracellular region; cytoplasm; nucleus. Lineage: Eukaryota; Metazoa; Chordata; Mammalia; Rodentia; Chinchillidae. Gene Ontology annotation, molecular function: hormone receptor binding; hormone activity. The record is from RefSeq and is a predicted model, not a curated record. The coding region runs from base 122 to 472 and encodes 116 amino acids.